Plasmodium vivax (malaria parasite P. vivax) is the source of this 2988-nucleotide messenger RNA. RefSeq lists its product as hypothetical. Lineage: Eukaryota; Apicomplexa; Aconoidasida; Haemosporida; Plasmodiidae. The record is from RefSeq and is a predicted model, not a curated record. The coding region runs from base 1 to 2988 and encodes 995 amino acids. The transcript is spliced from 3 exons.
AUGAAUUUCAGACGGCUGAGCGCGAACCUGCUUGUGUGCUGGCUGGUACAGAUAUACGUGGAGAGGAAGCGCCCGCAUUCGAAGGCGCCGAAGCUGCCGCCCACGAAGAAUGACCAGAAUGGAGACCCGUCUGGACUGACGAACAGCGUGGACUCGCUGGUGGAGAACAUCCUGGAAGUGGUGCACUACCUGGAGGACAUGAACAAUUACAUCAUCGACUUUAAGAAGGAGCUGCAGAGCAAAUUCGAGCACCUGGUGCAGCACGACGCCAAUCUGUAUGAGUCCUACGAACAUAACGAAAAUAUUUUGACCCAGAUUUACGCCUACAAUGAGAAUAAGCUGCACAGGUACUCCAAAUAUUUGGAGAAUCUGAAGAACGUCAAACUGGAAAUGUUUAAUGAUACGAUUAAUAAUAUCCAGAGGGAGAAUAUUUACUACGUCAAUUUUGUGUACAAGAAUUUUCUCUCCAAGAUUGACCUGCUGAGCGAUCUGAACAAGAAGAAACUCGACAAGGAGCGGCGCAAGAACCUGCGCGAGCUGAACAAGUACCUGGAGGAGCUGAAGAACAAGAUGAUGAACAUGGAGCAAAAGUUCAGCCAAGUGAUAAAGGAGAAGUCGGAGUGCAUACGGAGCUCGAACCAAGAAAACAUAAGCAGGUUCGAGACGUCCGCCACGGACUACCUCAACGGAAACAGCAACUUUGACACCUUCUCCAGCUACGUAAUAAAUGACUUCCUCCUAAAUGGAAAAAGAAUUAACGUCCUGAAUUAUGAAAACAACUCCUUCUUCAAGAGCAACUUUUUGUAUUUCAAUUUUUUGCACAAUUAUAUUAAGGCCAAAAAAAAUGAAAAAAUUUUAAAUAUCUACAUCUAUUUGAAGGACCCCCUGAUAAAGGAGCACGAGUUGUCCUACCUCAACUACUACGUCAUCGUGGACCUCCACAUUGUGGACGUGAUUGUGAAAAAUGUGGAGCUGCUAGCCAAAGCGAAAGGGAAAAGUCCUAGCGAUUUUAACGAUGUGCUUAUCUGCGUGGACAACUACACAGUCAAGUACAACGUCCUCUCGAGCAACAUUUAUUUGGACCUGCAGCCGGACAUAAAGAAUUUUUUUUCGAGCAGUAAUGCAAAUAAAAUUGACGAGAAGAAGAUUCAGGAUAUUCUGGCCCAGCUCAGGAAGAAGAACAAGGCCAAUUAUGAGAACACUAUUUUUGCCGAUGAGUAUUAUAGGAGGGAGGCCGGCGGGGAGAAUCCAACUGGGGAGAAGCCGACUGGGGAGAAGAAGCCGACCGGGGGGAGCGGCCACCCUAAUUUGUACCUCAUGAAGAAGAACAUCUUCUUCGACUCGAAGAAGGAGUACUACAAGAAGUUCCUCUCCUUCUACACGUACGAGGAAAUAUUUCGCAUCCUCUGUAGCGACAACAGCAGCUGCAGUUUGAACAUCCUCAAUUCGCUGGACCACGUGAAUAAGAACACGUUCAUCUUGAAGAGCCACCUGACUGUUAAGAGCGAGCUGAAGAGGUUUUUCCAGGUCAACCAGAGCGAGCUGCUCAGCAGCAGGCGCAGGACGGAAGAGGCGAGCGUGGCGAGUGAGCUAAACGAAGCGAGCGAAGCGGUUAAGCCGACUCAACCGGGUGCUUCUCCCCAACUGGGUGUGCCUGGCCAAGCGGGCGCUUCUCCCCAACUGGGUGCUUCGCCCCAACUGGGUGUGCCUGGCCAAACGGGUGCCUCUCCCCAAGCGGGCACGACCCCCACCCCAAACGUGUGCCCCGUGCAGAAGCCAAACAUAUUCUCCCCCAGCAGCGACAUGUGCCCGAGGCCGGCGGGGAAGAACCCCCAACCAGUUCAGUGCAGUCAAGACAACUUCAUCAACAUGAGCAAUGUGGAUGACUACCUGAAUACCUACUACGUGUCCUACCACGAGUCCUUCAAGGUGGUGAAGCGGGAGCAGUACUACUCCAUCCUUUCGCACAUUUUUGAGAGCUACUUGAGCAAAGCGGACUCUCCCGAAAUGUCUGGCAAGUUUCCCCACCUGAGGAGCAGGAACAACAUCUCCAUCAACUACCUGGGGAUGCUGCCCGAAAUUGUGAAGGCGUACAAGACGUUCAAGUACUGCAACUCGCUGUACGCGCUGGGGAACACCUACAUCCGCAAGGGGACCCAGGAGGAAAUGGUGGCGGAGGCGGAGGCGGAGGCGGAAGUGGAAGCGGCGGGGGCAGGAGCAGGGCCAGACGGGGAGGACGACCCGGAAGAGGAGGAGGAAGAGGAAGAGGAGAACAACGGUGCGAAUGCCAACGCGGAGAAGGGAAACCCCGGAGAAGCGGGACCACUGCAGCCGCACAGCGAAAUUACCAACGAAAUCGCCUUCCUCAAAAGGAACAACCACAAGUACAUGAAGCUGUUCCAGCAGCACGUGGAGGAGGAAAUCAAAUUCAUAAACUUCUUCGAAGUGCUCAUAAAAAAAAAAGUAGCCGUCAUUUUGGAGAAAAACGAAUUCCUAAAGCUCUACAUUUUCUACGGGAAGAAGAAGCUCCCCAAUCUGCCCUACACAAACUUAUUCUUCAACUGCAGGACAAUAAUCAAAAUUGAGGUCCUCAGAGAUGUGAACACGAAGCAGAUAAUAUACUCUAGUAGGUCCUUCUUCCUGGAGACUUUAAUAACAUUAAAGGAAUAUAAAAUAAAAAACGAAAGCGCCUACAUUAUUAUUGAGACUUCAGAUGAAAAGAGCUCCAUUAAGAAGAGACUCAAGAUGGAAAUGCUCUCCAGGAUAUCCCCCAUGUCGCAUAUAAAUGCCUAUAUCAUUUCAAACAACGGGAGGGAGACCGUCUACCACAAGGGAAACGUGUACCAGCGGUCUGCCAAUGACAUAAAGGAAGUGAUCAGCGACAUUCGCAACGAUUUUCUCAACAUCAUCCUCCCGCAGUACAAUAUGUUCGACCUGUUCGACAGCCACAUUUACAUCAUCAUUUGUUUGAAGAACGAGAAUUGCUAA